UCCCCACAAAGCAAAAGAGCGAGGUGGCCAAGGUCACUUGGCACAUGGUCAACAGAUUGGAAUUGCAAUCGGGGAAGAAGCUCAAGUCGGUGCGGACGGAUCGGGGCGAGAAAUACGUCAACAAGGCCCUUGAAGAUGUACGUUUUCGGGAGCAAGGGGACGCGUGUCCUCGUGCGCGCGCGGUCGAGGAGUGGUACCGCGCUAACUUAGCGGCGGAACGGAAAGCGGGGAAGCACCCCAAAAAGACGUGGAAGCAUCCAAAACCGCUGACUUAUCAGAAAACCGUAGAGGGAGAAGAGAGUGAACUAUGGCGGAAGUCAAUGGACGAGGAGAUACGGACUUUGUUGGAAAACGGGACCUGGGAGCUCGUUGAAAAACCGGAAGGGGUAAAGGCGGUUCCCAUGAAGUGGGUUUACAAGAUAAAGCGGGACGCUCUCGGAAAUGUGGAGCGGUACAAGUCCCGGUCGGUGGCGAAAGGGUACCUGCAAAAGCAGGGAAUUGACUUUGAGGAAGUCUACGCCCCAGCGCCGCGUGCAUGGCACAUGCGCCUGAAGGAGGAGCUCGGGAACUUUGAAUUUGUGGCGUCAAUGGCGGACGCGGCGCUCUUCAUGGAAGUAGUAGCCGGGGAGCGGGUCUACCUAGUGGUGUGGGUGGACGACAUCCUAGUGGCGGCUCGGGGAGCGGACCGCAUUGCCAAAGUAAAGGCGCAUUUGGGGAAGAAGUUCGAUGUGCGCGACUGGGGGAAGGCGAAAUACUUCCUCGGCAUGGAGCUGACGCGCAAUAGGGAGGCGAGAACUUUGAAGCUAAUCCAGAAGAAGCUGAAGGGGGAGCUUGUUGGACGGUACGGACUAGCGAGCGCUUGGGCGCGCUCGGUCCCUCUCGAAACGGGGGACAAAUCAACCAAAGAAGGUGAACCCCUCGAGACAAAGCGGUUUCCCAACAGUGAGUGCGUGGGGAGCUUGUUGUACUUGAGUGUGUGCACUCGACCCGACAUUGCACAGGCAGUUGGCGCGCUUGCGCGCUUUAUGGCGGGGCCGACGGAGGAGCAGUGGCGGGCGGCGCUUGGAGUUGUGCGCUACCUAGCGGGUACGGCAGAGGACGGGGUAACCUUUGGGGGGAGUGGAGCAGAGAGACUCUCAUCGCUUAUUGCGACGCGGAUUAUGCGGGUGACGUGUUGUACGGUAUAG
Molecule: messenger RNA, 1187 nt
Organism: Klebsormidium nitens
Lineage: Eukaryota; Viridiplantae; Streptophyta; Klebsormidiophyceae; Klebsormidiales; Klebsormidiaceae
Source: the annotation of a GenBank genome assembly